Messenger RNA from Macadamia integrifolia, 985 nucleotides. Its product is annotated as protein FRA10AC1. NCBI's taxonomy places the organism in Eukaryota, Viridiplantae, Streptophyta, Magnoliopsida, Proteales, Proteaceae. The transcript has 11 exons. Bases 86 to 838 code for a protein of 250 amino acids. Gene Ontology annotation, molecular function: phosphatase activity. Gene Ontology annotation, biological process: dephosphorylation. The record is from RefSeq and is a predicted model, not a curated record.
UUAAAAAGGAAAUAAAAGGGUGCGCGGUUCUCGGAGGUUUCUGGCGUCGUUCUUCUUGAAGUCUCAAACGCCAAGUCCGUAAAGUAUGGCGUCCUUCAGGUCUCUAAAAUCUGCAAUAUUCGAGAGCGAAGAGAGAAAACAACAGUAUCAGGCUCACAUUCGAGGACUCAACGCAUACGAUCGUCAUAAUAAAUUCGUGAAGGAUUACGUUGAUUUCUAUGGGAAAGGGAAAAAUACACAAGACAAGUUGCCUAUUAAAACUGAUUAUGACACUCUUAGAGAAGGCUACAGGUUCAUCCGCUCCGAGGAAGAUGAUAUGGAUCCAUCUUGGGAGCAGAAGCUUGUGAAGCGCUACUAUGAUAAACUUUUCAAAGAAUACUGCAUAGCUGACAUGUCAAAAUACAAGAGUGGAAAGAUUGGCCUAAGGUGGAGAUCAGAAAAGGAAGUCAUAUCUGGAAAAGGACAGUUCAUAUGCGGUAACAAACAUUGCAAUGAAAAAAAUGGUUUAGCAAGUUAUGAGGUAAAUUUUUCUUACUUUGAAGCAGGAGAAAACAAACAGGCCCUAGUGAAGUUGGUGACAUGUCCAAGAUGUGCUGAGAUGCUUACGUACAAAAAACAGAAAGAGAAGGAGCUUUCAGAUGUAAUACAGAAGGAGAAGCAGAAAAGAAAAAGGGAAAGAACAAAAAAUGAUGAUGAUACAGAUGAUGAGGAUGUAGUGACGAAUGAGAGAAGAAGAAAAGUGGUAGUCUCAGGGAAAAAGGCUCCAACUUCGACAGAUGAUCAUAAGUCCGAUGAUGAUGAAAAUUUCGAUGAGUUUCUUGAAGGAAUGUUUCCCUGAUUUUAGCUUUAAUGGUAUGUUCCAUCUGAAAAUAUCAUCUACACUCAAUACUCAACAGAUCCAUGUAAAAUACAGAAUUCUCCUAAUGAUUAUUUCAGUUCAAUAGUUGGGAAAAGUUGGAUCAGCUAAGAAAAAAAUUCACCUCUA